CCCGUUAGGCUCCGAGGCCAGAGGAGGGAGGAGAAAGCAAGAGAGGAAGACAGCCUCGACUUCAGCAGCCGCUCCCUCCCGCCGGGCUCCGCCGCCACAGUCUCCAGGGCCCCCCCGCCGCCGUCUCAGUCGUCAUGUUCCGAUACCUCGGGGAAGCGCUGCAGCUGUCUCGAGCCGGGGCCUCGGCCUCUGCUGCCGCCGCUGCCGCGGUAGACCCCGCUGCCUCCGCCCUGCUCCUGCGGGCCCGGGGCCAGCCCGCAGCCGCGCCGCCCGCCCCUCGACGCCUCUACAGCGAGGCUGCCGGGUCCCGGGAGGACGAUCCCAACUUCUUCAAUAUGGUGGAGGGCUUCUUCGACCGCGGCGCCAGCAUCGUGGAGGACAAGCUGGUGGAGGACCUGAAGACGCGGGAGAGCGAAGAUCAGAAGCGCAACCGGGUGCGCGGCAUCCUGCGCAUCAUCAAGCCCUGCAACCAUGUGCUGAGCGUCACCUUCCCCAUCAAGAGGGACGACGGCUCCUGGGAAGUGAUAGAAGGCUACAGGGCGCAGCACAGCCAGCACCGCACACCCUGCAAGGGAGGUAUCCGUUACAGUACAGAUGUUUGUGUGGAUGAAGUAAAAGCUUUGGCAUCUCUGAUGACUUACAAAUGUGCUGUGGUUGAUGUGCCAUUUGGAGGAGCCAAAGCUGGUGUUAAAAUCAAUCCCAGGCAUUAUACAGACAAUGAGUUGGAAAAGAUCACAAGAAGGUUUACCAUGGAGCUAGCAAAAAAGGGCUUUAUUGGACCUGGUAUUGAUGUCCCUGCUCCUGACAUGAGCACAGGUGAAAGGGAGAUGUCCUGGAUCGCAGAUACCUACGCCAGUACCAUAGGGCACUAUGAUAUUAAUGCACAUGCCUGUGUCACUGGGAAACCCAUCAGUCAAGGUGGUAUCCAUGGGCGUAUCUCAGCCACUGGUCGCGGUGUCUUCCAUGGAAUUGAAAACUUCAUCAAUGAAGCUUCUUACAUGGGCCUUUUGGGAAUGACACCAGGAUUUGGAGAUAAAACAUUUGUUGUUCAGGGAUUUGGUAAUGUCGGCCUUCACUCAAUGAGAUAUUUACAUCGUUUUGGUGCUAAAUGUGUUGGUGUUGGUGAGAUCGAUGGCAGCAUCUGGAAUUCAGAUGGCAUUGACCCGAAGGAGCUAGAAGAUUAUAAAUUGCAACAUGGAUCAAUUGUUGGCUUCCCCAAGGCAAAGCCCUAUGAAGGAAGUAUUUUGGAAGCAGAUUGUGACAUACUUAUCCCUGCUGCUGGUGAGAAACAGUUGACGAAGUCUAAUGCUUCCAGAAUCAAAGCAAAGAUCAUUGCUGAAGGUGCCAAUGGACCCACAACCCCAGAGGCUGACAAGAUUUUCCUGGAGAAGAAUAUUCUGGUUGUGCCUGAUCUCUACUUGAAUGCUGGAGGUGUGACAGUGUCUUACUUUGAGUGGCUGAAAAAUCUCAACCAUGUCAGCUAUGGCCGUCUGACAUUCAAAUACGAAAGGGAUUCUAACUACCACCUGCUCAUGUCUGUUCAAGAAAGUUUAGAAAGAAAGUUUGGCAAGCAUGGUGGUGCUAUCCCAGUUGUACCUACAGCGGAAUUCCAAGACAGGAUAUCAGGAGCCUCCGAGAAGGACAUCGUGCACUCCGGGCUAGCCUACACGAUGGAGCGCUCUGCCCGGCAAAUUAUGCGCACUGCCAUGAAGUAUAACCUGGGGCUGGACUUAAGAACUGCUGCCUAUGUCAAUGCAAUCGAGAAAAUCUUCAAAGUGUACAACGAAGCCGGGGUGACCUUCACCUAGACGAGUGGUCCUCGUGGCGCGCAGAGCAUCCUUUCCUCACCGCUUCCUCUUCUGUUCCCUCUUCGAGCCUAUCACAAGUUUACACGUAACCACAGAAAUACCUUUUCCCUCCUGACUUACUCUAGUGAACGCUUCCCAGCCAGCUUCAGUCCAAAUUAGUCUUUAAUUUUGUUUAACUCAGACGAGGCAUGUGCAGACUCCCGGCUCUAACCGUAGCUGGCGGGCAGCUCGAGGCCCCGGGGGGCAACUUGGCUGCUCAGGCCGCUGCCUCCUCCUCUGGGCUCCUCUCGAGUCAGUCCUGCUGCACCGGCUGAGCGUCCGGUGAGCCGGGCCGUCCGUCAGCUCCCCCCUCUCCUCGGCUCUCUGCACUUUGGGUGAACGCUAGAGCUUGCUUGGAGGCUUGGAAGAGGGCCUUCUUAGGACUCGUGCUUGGUCACUGCUGGAAGAGAGAAUGGCCGUCCUGCAGGGAGUUAGAGUGUUACUUUACAUCAGCAAAAUAGCUCCAUUUGACUGUUGCAGAAUUAGAGACUGUUUUCUCUCUUAGUCGACUUUUUCCUCCUUUUUUAAGAAAAAAAAAAUCCAUGCUGCUGUAAUAGAAUUGCCUUUAAUCACUUAUCAAACCCAAUCUUGACUCAAGCAGUGAGAUGCCUAUAAAUGUGGAUGAAAGAAGCUAGUAUUUUUAUAAUCUGAAAAGAACAGUAUCAUUUAUAGUUUAUCACCUGUGUAUAGUUAUCCAACAAAAAUUAAAAUCCACUUCCUAAGAAUAGAAGAUUUUCAUCUUUAUAACUCAACAGCUGAAUGGGGCUUGUCUUUCUUUUAACAUUUAAAAAUAUUCUGAACUUUGCUAAAUGUAAUCCUGGUGUGGUCCAACGGAUUUAGUUACCUCUUCAUUGUAAAAAAAAAUUAGAGGUUUUUUUUGGGGGGAGGGUGCAUUUUGCUUUGAGAUCUGAUCAGAUUAUUAGAUAUUAUGGUGCCUCAUUGAAAAGUGAAUUAAAAUAUGAAGUCUAACCAGAAACAGUUUUGACCUUGUCAUUUGGACCCUCUGGUGGCUCUAAAUUUUGGUCAAUGACUUAGUCUCUGGAAGUCUUUGUAUUUUCUCUUUAUUUAGAGACCUCACAUUCUGAAUGUAAUGAAGCCUAACAAAGUGGACCUUGACACAAAAUUGGAUCAAAUCUGGUUGUUUUUGUUUUGGAUAAGUUUAUUUCUUUGGGGUUACUUGGGGAAGGCCUUUUGUCUAGAGUCCCAAUGAAGUGCCAGAUAUUAUUUAUACAGUGAAAGAAUUCUCCAUCUCCCCCCUUUUUUAAGAAAAAAAAAUCACAGAAAUUUCAUGUUUUUUUUUCUAAUACUUUGUAACUGCAUGACUUACUUAACAGGUUGAUAAAAGCAGUUAUUAAAAAGCUCAUCUUUUUCAAACCUA
Messenger RNA from Gracilinanus agilis (Agile Gracile Mouse Opossum), 3225 nucleotides. RefSeq names its product glutamate dehydrogenase 1 (gene GLUD1). Bases 135 to 1808 code for a protein of 557 amino acids. Gene Ontology annotation, cellular component: mitochondrion. Gene Ontology annotation, biological process: L-glutamate catabolic process. Gene Ontology annotation, molecular function: L-glutamate dehydrogenase (NAD+) activity. The transcript is spliced from 13 exons. Lineage: Eukaryota; Metazoa; Chordata; Mammalia; Didelphimorphia; Didelphidae. The record is from RefSeq and is a predicted model, not a curated record.